This is a messenger RNA of Sciurus carolinensis (gray squirrel), 1776 nucleotides long. RefSeq names its product peroxisomal biogenesis factor 11 beta (gene Pex11b). The record is from RefSeq and is a predicted model, not a curated record. Gene Ontology annotation, cellular component: peroxisomal membrane. Lineage: Eukaryota; Metazoa; Chordata; Mammalia; Rodentia; Sciuridae. The transcript is spliced from 4 exons. Bases 211 to 969 code for a protein of 252 amino acids. Gene Ontology annotation, biological process: regulation of peroxisome size; peroxisome fission.
UCUCGAGAGCCUUGAAAUUUCUUAGUUCACCUAUAAGAUAGGCUGUCCAACUUAUCCACCUCUUUCGUGUAUUGUAUACAUGCUCAUGCUGAUGUACUUGUGAUGACCCUUGUUGCCUUCACUGGCCCCUUUAAAGUCCUCAUCACUGUCAAAUACGUUAUUUGCUCUAGAUAAUACUUCCCACACCCUUAUAGGCUCCUUUUUAUCCUUAUGCCUCUCCCUUCCCCUGGCCUGGAAGAGAAACGGGCCGCGCAGUAUGCUUGCUCCCUUCUUGGCCACGCAUUGCAGCGACAUGGGGCCAGUCCUGAGUUACAGAAACAGAUUCGACAACUGGAGGGUCAUCUGAGUCUUGGAAGGAAGCUUCUGCGCUUGGGUAACUCAGCAGAUGCCCUUGAGUCAGCCAAAAGAGCUGUGCACCUAUCAGAUGUUGUCCUGAGAUUCUGUAUCACUGUUAGUCACCUCAAUCGAGCCUUGUACUUCGCCUGCGACAAUGUCCUAUGGGCUGGAAAGUCUGGACUAGCUCCUCGUGUGGAUCAGGAGAAGUGGGCCCAGCGUUCAUUCAGGUACUAUCUGUUUUCCCUCAUCAUGAAUUUGAGCCGUGAUGCUUAUGAGAUUCGCUUACUGAUGGAACAAGAGUCUUCAGCUUGUAGCCGACGAAUGAAGGGUUCUGGAGGAGGCGUCUCAGGAGGAAUUGAAACUGGGGGGCCUGGGGGACCAGGGACUCCAGGAGGAGGCCUGCCCCAACUGGCUCUGAAGCUUCGGCUCCAAAUCCUACUCCUAGCACGGGUCCUUCGUGGUCAUCCCCCUCUUCUGCUGGAUGUGGUCAGAAAUGCCUGUGAUCUCUUCAUUCCACUGGACAAACUAGGCCUCUGGCGUUGUGGCCCUGGGAUUGUGGGGCUUUGUGGCCUUGUGUCCUCCAUCCUGUCUAUUCUCACCCUAAUCUGUCCCUGGCUACGACUCAAACCCUGACAUUGUGGUAUAGGAUAAGGAAGGGAAUUAAAUUGGUGAGAUGGAAUCUUAGAUCAUACCCCCACUUCCCAUGUACCAUCCUCAUUCCAAUUCUAUUCCUUGACUGCAGUUAAAACCUAGAGAUUUGGGAGUGAAGGAAGGUAUUUUGGGGAAGAUGAAGUGAGGACAGAUGAUUUGGCAAUAGAAUGAUUCUAAUAUCCAGCAGUUCCUGAAGUUUUGUUCUUUUCCUCUUUCAUUUUCUGAGUCUCUCUUGAUGUAAUUUAUCUGACUUAAGUCAAUUUAAGAUUCUAUCUUUAUGUAUCUUUUUUACCUUCUCAGUCCUCUGUCAGGAAUUUAAAACAAUUAUUUUUUGGUAGGGGAAGUAUAAGAUUUGGUUUGAAAGAUCUAACUACCUUCUUUAUUCUCACAGAGGUAGCUUGUAGUAGAUUUUUUUCUCCUUCAAACUCAAAAUCAUUAUUUUUAAGACUUUGUGUCCCAGUGGACUCUUUUCUUGUAUCUCUGCACCACAGAUUGUUUGACACUUUUUCUUUCUCCCUCAUGUCUACCUCACCAACCUCCCUUAUGACUUGGCCCUUACUCUUCCCUGUGUCCACACCUUCAGAUUUCUGCUUACACUUCAUUUUGGAACUAUAUUCCCCAGAUGGUUCUUACCCCAUCUUUUCCUGUCCAUACUGAUGCUUUGUCUAGCAUCUUGUUGUAAAUACUGUAUAAUGAUUUUUGUAAAUAGCUAUGGCCCAUGCCCACAGUGGAGAGCAAGUCUUCCAGAGCAAGUAAUUCCAGCAAAUUAAAGAUCAGUUUGCUCAUUGA